Molecule: messenger RNA, 1185 nt
Organism: Arctia plantaginis
Lineage: Eukaryota; Metazoa; Arthropoda; Insecta; Lepidoptera; Erebidae
Source: the annotation of a GenBank genome assembly
AUGACCGAAACGUCGUGUUAUAUUCUCGACAAUGGGGGCUACACGGCCAAAGUGGGCUUCUCUAGCAUGGAGCCAAAGGUAGUUCCUAACUGUAUCAUGAAAGCUAAAUCGGAAAGACGAAGACCAUUCGUAGCGUCACAAAUUGACGAAUGCCGAGAUGCGUCUGGACUAUUUUACAUUCUACCGUUUCAAAAAGGUUUCCUAAUUAACUGGGACACCCAAAAAACUGUCUGGGACUAUAUGUUUAGUAAAGAAUGCUGCCCUGUGAACUUCAACGAAACGCCAUUGAUAAUUACAGAACCACUAUUCAACUUUGCAUCAAUACAAGAAGCCAUAACUGAAAUAUUUUUCGAAGAAUACGAAUGCCAGUCAUUACUACGUAUAAAUGCUACAGAUUUAGCAGAAUAUAACUACCGUAAAACUCAUAAGAACCAGUGUACGCUUGUAGUUGAUACGGGAUAUAGUUUUACCAACAUUGUUCCAUAUAUAAAGGGUAAAAAGUAUAAAGAUGGUAUACGAAGGAUAGAUGUAGGAGGUAAAGUACUGACUAACCACUUGAAAGAGAUUCUAUCUUACAGGCAACUUAAUGUUAUGGAUGAAACAUAUGUCAUAAAUCAAGUUAAGGAAGAUUCUUGUUUUGUUUCUCAGGACUUUAUGGGAGAUAUGGAGAUAGCCAAGAAGAAAGGUGCAGAUAAUAUCAUAGUUAAAGACUAUGUCCUGCCCGACUACACAUCCAUCCGUCGAGGAUACCUUCGCGACAUUGUCAAACCAGAUGAAGACUUAGAACAACAAACACUCAGGCUAAACAAUGAAAGGUUUUCUAUCCCAGAGCUAUUGUUCCACCCAUCAGAUGUUGGGAUCCCACAAAUGGGCAUCCCAGAAGCGAUCAUGAACUCAAUUGGUGCUUGUCCAGAAGAAAAUAUGGAAAGUUUAUUGGAAAAUAUUAUUUUGUUUGGUGGUAAUACUUUAUUUCCGGGCUUCCGUGAUCGAGUCUUUAAUGAAGUAAGGUCAUUAGCCUUAGACCAUUAUGACGUUAAUGUCACAAUGGCGGAAAAUCCGAUCACAUAUGCUUGGGAAGGUGGGAAAAAGAUUUUUAGAGAUCCGGAUUUUUAUUCGUUCUGUGUAACUAGAGAAGAGUAUGAAGAGGAGGGGAAAUCGCUUGCUUUUGAAAGAUUUGAUAUUUAG